Cokeromyces recurvatus is the source of this 1111-nucleotide messenger RNA. RefSeq names its product kinase-like domain-containing protein. Gene Ontology annotation, cellular component: cytoplasm; centrosome; nucleus. The record is from RefSeq and is a predicted model, not a curated record. Lineage: Eukaryota; Fungi; Mucoromycota; Mucoromycetes; Mucorales; Mucoraceae. The transcript has 3 exons. Gene Ontology annotation, biological process: protein phosphorylation; regulation of cytokinesis; mitotic cell cycle. Gene Ontology annotation, molecular function: ATP binding; protein kinase activity. The coding region runs from base 46 to 1080 and encodes 344 amino acids.
AAAACAGGAGAACAUAUCAUAAGCUCUUCCCCUUUAUUACAUUUAAUGCCUUUGAAUCAUUAUCCUUCUCUCUCUCUCUCUCUCUUUUUUUUUGUUUUUCUUCUAUUUUUUCUUCUAAUUUUAAAUGCUAUAUGGAUAAUGAAAGAUUUGUUGAAUUUCCCUUCUUUAUCUUCAUUUACUAUUACAUCAGCUAAUAAGCAACCUUCCUUUUUAAAACAACCUAAACGGCCAACUUUUGUUCAGUCUAUCAAAUGUUUAUUUAGCAACAAGGAUUCAUUAAAGCCACUUUGUUAUUACGGACAAAUGACGAAUGUUCAGAUUGGUACAGGAGCCUUUGCUACUGUACACUUGAUUACUGACUCAAAGGAGCGUUAUUAUGCGUCAUCUAGCACUAAAACUAUCAUGAAUGAAUUUUGUAUUGCAUCCAGUCUAGAUCAUUUAAAUAUUAUAAAGACAUAUGAUUUAGUCUUAUUGAACAAGAAAUAUUACUGUAGCAUUAUGGAAUAUUGCCCAGGAGGAGAUCUCUAUACAUUUUUAAAACAAGAUAAAAUGAAAACGUUAACUAUGAAACAAGUGAAUGAAUAUCUUCAACAAAUUUUAAAAGGGCUAAAUUAUUUGCAUACUAACGGUAUUGCACACCGUGAUAUUAAACUGGAAAACAUUUUAUUAGUCCCAUUGAAUGAUGAUGAUGAUAAGGUUUUAUUAAAGAUAACAGAUUUUGGAGAAGCUCAAUGGGGUAAUGAAAGUGUCGGUAUCCAUGGUACAACACCUUAUAUGGCACCCGAGGUCUUUGAUAAAAACCAUAGUUACGGUGCUAUGGCAGCCGAUGUUUGGUCUGUGGGGGUUAUUUAUUUUUCUAUGCGUCUAGAGGGGUUCCCGUUUAUAACGGCGGAGAUGUCGGAUUCAAAUUAUCGAUUAUAUCUACAAAGGUACAAAUGGAGAUCUUAUCCUGUAUUUAGAAAACUAGACAAGCAAAGUCAAAUUUUAUUAUAUGGUAUGUUGAAUCCUAACUCUCAAAAUCGAUUUACCGUAGAAACGAUCUUGAAUUUUUCAUGGAUGAAAGAAGAAACACAACCUUGAAAUAAUAAUAAUAAAAGUUACGCAAUUUCUG